CAAGUUUGAAAGUACAUCAGAAAAUACAUACUGGUGUGAAAGAGUACAUGUGCUUUGAGUGUGAAAAAACUUUCACUUCAACGGACAGUUUAAGACAGCAUGAGAGGAUCCACACUGGAGUAAAACCUUAUAAGUGUUCAUAUUGUGACAAGAGAUUCAGUGAUUCAGGAGACCUAAAAACGCAUGAGAUGUUCCACACUGGAGAGAAACCUUAUAAGUGUUCACACUGUGACAAGAGAUUCAAUAGGUCAACAGACCUGAAAAAACAUGAGAGGAUCCACACUGGAGAGAAACCUUACGAGUGUUCACUUUGUUACAAGAGAUUCAAACAGUCGUCACAUCUAAAAACACAUGAGAGGAUCCACACUGGAGAGAAACCUUAUAAGUGUUCACACUGUGACAAGAGAUUCAAUAGGUCAGCAGACCUGAAAACACAUGAGAGGAUCCACACUGGAGAGAAACCUUACAAGUGUUCACACUGUGACAAGAGAUUCAAUAGUUCAUCAAGUCUGAAAAUACAUGAGAGGUUCCACACUCGAGAGAAACCGUACACAUGUAAUCAGUGCGAGAAGUGUUUCACACACUCAUCACAACUUAAGGAUCACAUGAACAUCCACACUGGAGAAAAACCUUACAAGUGUUCAAACUGUGACAAGAGAUUCAAUAAUUCAUCAAGUCUGAAAAUACAUGAGAGGAUCCACACUGGAGAGAAACCUUACAAGUGUUCAAACUGUGACAAGAGAUUCAAUAAUUCAUCAAGUCUGAAAAUACAUGAGAGGAUCCACACUGGAGAGAAACCGUACACUUGUGAUCAGUGUGAGAAGUGUUUCACACACUCAUCACAUCUUAAGGAUCACUUGAACAUCCAAGCUGGAGAGAAACUGUGCUCAUGUGUUCAAUGUGAUAAAACAUUUUUGACGGCUUCAGACCUGAAGAAACACCUGACAGUUCAUACAAAGGAGAAGCCGUAUUCAUGUUAUUCGUGUGGAAAGAGUUUUUCAUGUUUUUCAAAUUUGAAAGUACAUCAGAAAAUACAUACUGGUGUGAAAGAGUACAUGUGCUUUGAGUGUGAAAAAACUUUCACUUCAACGGACAGUUUAAGACAGCAUGAGAGGAUCCACACUGGAGAAAAACCUUAUAAGUGUUCAUAUUGUGACAAGAGAUUCAGUGAUUCAGGAGACCUAAAAACACAUGAGAUGUUCCACACUGGAGAGAAACCUUAUAAGUGUUCACAUUGUGACAAGAGAUUCAAUAGGUCAACAGACCUGAAAAAACAUGAGAGGAUCCACACUGGAGAGAAACCUUAUGAGUGUUCACUUUGUGACAAGAGAUUCAAACAGUCAUCACAUCUAAAAACACAUGAGAGGAUCCACACUGGAGAGAAACCUUACGAGUGUUCACAUUGUGACAAGAGAUUCAAUAGGUCAGCAGACCUGAAAACACAUGAGAGGAUCCACACUGGAGAGAAACCUUACAAGUGUUCACACUGUGACAAGAGAUUCAAUAAUUCAUCAAGUCUGAAAACACAUGAGAGGAUCCACACUGGACAGAAACCGUACACAUGUAAUUAGUUUGAGAAGUGUUUCAAACACUCAUCACAACUUAAGGAUCACAUGAACAUCCACACUGGAGAGAAACCGUGCUCAUGUGAUCAAUGUGAUAAAACAUUUUUGACGGCUUCAGACCUGAAGAAACACCUGACAGUUCAUACAAAGGAGAAGCCGUAUUCAUGUUAUUUGUGUGGACAGAGUUUUUCACAUUUUUCAUUU
Carassius carassius (crucian carp) is the source of this 1769-nucleotide messenger RNA. Its product is annotated as zinc finger protein 271-like. The record is from RefSeq and is a predicted model, not a curated record. The coding region runs from base 48 to 1571 and encodes 507 amino acids. Gene Ontology annotation, biological process: regulation of DNA-templated transcription. Gene Ontology annotation, molecular function: DNA-binding transcription factor activity, RNA polymerase II-specific; RNA polymerase II cis-regulatory region sequence-specific DNA binding. Lineage: Eukaryota; Metazoa; Chordata; Actinopteri; Cypriniformes; Cyprinidae. The transcript has a single exon.